AAUUUAAGAAAAAAGGAUAAAUUUUAUAUUUAAAUAUAUAGCUUUAUCAAAAUAAAGGUAUAAUACAAUAAGUUCAUGAAAUAAACAUACACAAAGUUCAAAAAAACAAGCGACUCAAAGAAUAUUGGAAAAAAAUCUUUGCACUUUGCAAACAAAACAAAAAAAAGUUGAAAGAAAAUUAAAUGAAAAUAAUGAAAAGAGCUUUUUAAAACUCCAUCCUUAAAUAAAGUUCAGUGCAAAUCAAAUCAAUUAUAAAAACCAAUUAUAAACUAAAACAACAAUUAAAAAUUAUAUAAUAAAUUCAAUUGGCAACCAAACUGACUUCACGCUACCAAAAUUUUUUUUCAUUAAUUUCCGAUGAUGGUUGUUUAGCUAUUUUUGGUGAAAUUGUUGUUUAUAAAAAAAAAAAUAGUAAAAAAUUCGAAAGUGUGUAAGAGAAUUGUGCACAACACAAAUGUAUAAUAAAAUCAACUAUAAGUAACAAAUUGUUACGUGAAUUUAAUAAAUAAAGAGAAAAAUAAUAUUGUGUAUAUUUGACAAACGAGUGAUAAUUACAAAAAGAAACUUUUCUGUUUUGUUUCGUUUAAUAAAUAAGAAGAAAUCAAAAGUGCUUAAUGGAAACGAACUGCUUCCUUAAAUAUGAGAUCUUAAGAUCAAUAUCUUGAACAAAAGGUAUGUGAUGUUGUGGUUGUAUAUUUUACAUUUUUUUUAUUUUAUGAAUAAAAACAAUUGAGAGAUUUUGUGAAGCUGAUUGUUUACCAUCCAGAUGAGAUGAUGAUGCCAUUGAAAGUUAACGGUUGUUAAAUCAAUAAUAAAUAAAUUACUUCCAAUCAACUGAGUAUUGGCAAAUACAAUAAAUAUUGUUGCAAUACAAAAAAAUCUAACGAGUUAAACACAAAUCAAGUAAAAUAGACCCAACAAUUUUUCAUAAGCGACACCUGUAAUUGAAAGGCAUCAGAAAACAAAACACACUAACGGUUAAAAAUCAAAAAAGAGACUAUUACAAAACAUAUAUAUAAACAAAUCUAAAUUGAGCAGACGUCAAAAACACUUGAUGCAAAUUAAAACAAAACAAUUCUAAAAAAACAGCAAACAUUAACACAACAAUUGCUCAACUCGAAAAGAUAAAUGUUUGUGUCAGCGCCAUCUAUAAAACAAACAUACAAUAGCAAACAGCAUAUAACUUGUAGAAGAAAAACGGAUGUAAUUGAUUGACAAUUGAUUGAUUUCCUGCUGUUUCCGUUAUAAAUAAUAGUAAAAUAAAAAACCGCUAAACAAAACAAUACAAAAAUAAUUUCUCAUUAAUAACACAGAAUUAUUGGCCAAAUAAAAACAGUUUGUCACCACCAUCAUCUUUAUAGACAUCACAAAUAGUUUACACGUUUUUUUAACCACUCAGACGUCAUCAUCAGCAACAAACAAUAACAACAAAAAACACAAUAUUUUACGUCUAAAUUUUUGCCAAACGUUUUUACCAAAAUUCAACAAAAUUUUCAAUUUUCCACAAAUUUCAUUUGGCAUCAAAAAUUUCUCAACAUCAUGAUUGGUCGUUUAUUUCGGGCACAUGGCGAAUUUUGUGCAUCACAUCCAUGGGAGGUUAUUGUAGCAUUGCUUACGGUGACAGCAUGUAUGCUGACAGUUGAUAAGCAACAAUAUAUAACCACCACAUCAGAUGCUGGUGGAGGUGGUGGCAGCAGUAGUAGCAGUCUGCCGCCUUCUUCUGCCACAUCUAGUCGACAUCGUCCAUGUCAUGGCUGGACACAAUCGUGUGAAGGUCUAGAGGCUGAAUAUAAUGCAGCCGAUGUUAUUGUCAUGACAAUAGUUCGAUGUGCUGCCGUACUCUACUGUUACUAUCAAUUUUGUAGUCUACACAAAUUGGGCUCCAAAUAUAUACUGGGCAUUGCUGGAUUAUUUACUGUAUUCUCUAGUUUUAUAUUCACAACGACAAUAAUCAAGUUCCUAGGCAGUGAUAUUUCAGACUUAAAAGAUGCUUUAUUUUUCCUAUUGCUACUCAUUGAUCUAUCGAAUUCGGGUACACUGGCUCAGUUAGCUUUAGCCGGUACCAAUCAAGCUGAAGUUACAAAUAAUAUAGCUCGUGGCUUAGAACUGUUAGGUCCAGCGAUUUCACUGGAUACAAUUGUAGAAACUUUGGUGAUUGGUGUUGGUACUCUGUCGGGUGUUCAACGUUUGGAGGUUUUGUGCACCUUUGCCGUCAUGUCGGUCAUUGUGAAUUAUGUUGUAUUUAUGACAUUCUAUCCGGCGUGCCUAUCUUUGAUUUUGGAUUUGUCACGCAAUGGCAUGGAUAUGUCAUUGGUUAGAGCUAAAGCCAAAGAUUCCAUACUGUUAAAGGCAUUAAACGAAGAGGAACAGAAGAACAAUCCUGUAGUGCAACGUGUUAAAAUUAUAAUGACCACUGGCCUAAUGAUUGUACACAUUUACAGUCGCAUGGUAUUUUCGAAUAGUGAAUACGAAAGUGUUGACAAGACUUUGACACCAAAAUUGAAUCUGAAUGUUAAUAACAAUCGAACGGAAUCGGGAGAAUUGAGUGAUUUAAUAAUAAAAUGGCUGACAAUGAGUGCCGAUCAAAUUGUGAUACUUAUACUUCUCAUAGCAUUGGUAAUAAAAUUCAUAUUUUUCGAAAAUAAUUUACAUGAUCAAUUACGACAAUCGACUGUUGUUACAAUUGCGGCCAAGUCUUCGCAGACUCAACCACUUGAAGCGCUAAAUUCCAAUAUGGAAACAACACUUGAAACCAAAAAUAUGGAAUCAAUGCAACAUCAACAGCACAACAAUACAACCACUAUAACUCCCUGUCCAUCAUCAUUAUUGCUUACAUCUGCUAAAUCUGUGCCAGCAAUAGCACCUCCAUCACGUAUACCCUUGUUUACCAUAGAAGAAUCAAAUACAGCAAACGCUGCUACACAAACAGACUACGAUUUAAUUGAUGGUAAUCGCAGAGGCAGCGAUUCUGCCGAAUUGAUACCUUUAAGUGAAUGUAAUCAAUUGUCGAAAUUACGUCCGCCACGCUCCUUGGAAGAAUGCUUGGAAAUACUGAAUUCCACAGAAGAGGGUGGUGGGCCGGCAAAUCUUAGCGAUGAAGAAAUUAUCAAUAUUGUUAAUGCUGGUGGUCAAUACUGUCCUUUGCAUAAAAUCGAAUCGGUUAUAGAUGAUGCGGUCAGAGGUGUUAAGAUAAGACGUCACAUUAUAAGUGGACGUGCCAAACUGCCUGUUGAACGUUUAGAAUGUCUUCCAUAUAAACAUUUUGACUAUAAGCGUGUUAUGAACGCUUGUUGUGAAAAUGUUUUGGGCUAUGUGCCCAUACCAGUUGGUUAUGCUGGUCCUUUGCUAUUGGAUGGUGCAAAAUAUUUCGUACCCAUGGCCACAACUGAGGGUGCUUUAGUGGCCUCCACCAAUCGCGGUUGCAAAGCUUUAUCUAUCAGGGGUGUUACGUCGUACGUCGAAGAUGUUGGCAUGACCCGAGCUCCUUGUGUGCGUUUUUCCAGCGUGAGUCGUGCGGCUGAGGCGAAAAUAUGGAUUAACGAAGAACAGAACUAUAAGCGUAUUAAAGCGGAAUUUGAUUCUACUUCGCGUUUUGGUCGACUCAAAGAAUGUCACAUUGCCAUGGAUGGUCCCCAACUGUAUAUACGUUUCGUGGCUUUGACGGGUGAUGCCAUGGGCAUGAAUAUGGUUUCAAAGGGUGCUGAGAUGGCAUUGAAGUGUAUAAAACGUGAAUUCCCCGAUAUGCAAAUUAUCUCACUUAGUGGCAAUUUCUGUUGUGACAAAAAGCCUGCGGCAAUAAAUUGGAUUAAGGGUCGGGGUAAACGUGUGGUCACCGAAUGUAUAAUACCAGCAGCUACACUACGAAGUGUGUUGAAAACAGACGCUAAAACAUUGGUGGAGUGCAAUAAAUUGAAGAAUAUGGGUGGCAGUGCUAUGGCGGGCAGUAUAGGAGGCAAUAACGCUCAUGCCGCCAACAUGGUUACAGCUGUUUUCCUGGCCACUGGCCAAGAUCCAGCACAAAACGUUACAUCCAGUAAUUGUUCGACUGGUAUGGAAUGCUGGGGUGAAAAUAGUGAAGAUUUAUACAUGACCUGCACAAUGCCCUCCCUGGAGGUGGGUACAGUUGGUGGCGGUACUGGUUUACCCGGACAAAGUGCUUGUCUAGAGAUGUUGGGCGUUAGGGGAGCCAAUGUCGCGCAUCCCGGUGAGAAUGCCAAGAAAUUGGCACAAAUUGUAUGUGCCACCGUAAUGGCAGGGGAAUUAAGUCUUAUGGCCGCGUUGGUCAAUAGCGAUCUAGUCAAGAGUCACAUGAGGCAUAAUAGAUCCUCAAUAGCUGUAAGCACAAAACUGAAUACUAACAAUGCAAAUAAUCCAUUAAAUGUGACAGUUUCCAGUUGCAGUAAAAUAAGCUAAAAUUUAAACGAUUCUCUUGCAAAGAAUUACUAUUUUAAUAUAAUGAUAAAUAUAAUUUCAAAAUGCUAUUUACUACCUCUUGAUUUUUUAUAUUUUAUAAAUUAAACAAACUACAAAAAAAUAAUAAUAAA
Molecule: messenger RNA, 4544 nt
Organism: Calliphora vicina (urban bluebottle blowfly)
Lineage: Eukaryota; Metazoa; Arthropoda; Insecta; Diptera; Calliphoridae
Gene: Hmgcr
Product: HMG coenzyme A reductase
Exons: 8
Coding region: 1540-4413 (957 amino acids)
Biological process (GO): sterol biosynthetic process; coenzyme A metabolic process; isoprenoid biosynthetic process
Cellular component (GO): peroxisomal membrane; endoplasmic reticulum membrane
Molecular function (GO): hydroxymethylglutaryl-CoA reductase (NADPH) activity; NADP binding; protein binding
Source: RefSeq, a predicted model, not a curated record